This is a messenger RNA of Rana temporaria (common frog), 984 nucleotides long. Its product is annotated as gastrula zinc finger protein XlCGF7.1-like. Gene Ontology annotation, biological process: regulation of transcription by RNA polymerase II. NCBI's taxonomy places the organism in Eukaryota, Metazoa, Chordata, Amphibia, Anura, Ranidae. Bases 1 to 984 code for a protein of 327 amino acids. The transcript has 3 exons. The record is from RefSeq and is a predicted model, not a curated record. Gene Ontology annotation, molecular function: RNA polymerase II cis-regulatory region sequence-specific DNA binding; DNA-binding transcription factor activity, RNA polymerase II-specific.
AUGACCCAUGAUCUGGGUAAAGAACCAAUGACAUGGCUCUUUUCCCAUGUGAUCAGCUGUGUCCAAUCACAGCUGAUCACAUGUAAAGAAGGAGAUGCCGUUUAUCGACUCUCCUUGCCGCAUACUGACAGUAGGUUUUCCUGUACUGAGUGUGGGAAGUGUUUCCGUUUUAAUUCCAGCCUUAAUGUGCAUAAAAGAUCACAUACAGGUGAGAAGCCAUAUUCCUGCCCUGAGUGCGGGAAAUUUUUUUCAGAGAAGGGCCAUCUUCUCAUUCAUAAGAGAUGUCAUACGGGUGAGAAGCCGUAUUCCUGUCCUGAGUGUGGAAAAUGUUUUUCAGAGAAGUCCUCUCUUAAUAAGCAUCAGAGAGUUCAUACAGGCGAGAAGCCGCAUUCCUGUUCUGAGUGCGGAAAAUGUUUUUCUUAUAAAUCCUCUCUUUAUAAUCAUCAGAGGUUUCAUACUGGGGAAAAACCGUAUUUCUGUUCUGAGUGUGGGAAAUAUUUUUCACAGAAGACCCAUCUUAACAGACAUCAGAUGUCCCACAAGGGUGAGAAGCCUUUUUCCUGUCCUGAAUGUGGGAAAUGUUUUACAAGGAAGUCUGAUCUAUACAGACAUCAGAGAACGCACACGGGUAAGAAGCCAUAUUCCUGUUCUGAGUGUGGGAAAGGUUUUUCAGACAAGUCCACUCUUUCCACACAUCAGAGAUUGCACACAGGUGAGAAGAUGUAUUCCUGUCCUGAGUGUGGGAAAUGUUUUUCAUUAAAGUCCAACCUUUACAAACAUCAGAAAUUACACAUUGGGGAAAAGCUGUAUUCCUGUUCUCAGUGUGGGAAAUGCUUUGUAAAAAAAGCAAAACUUGUCAGACAUCAGAAGUCUCACACGGGGGAUAAAUCAUUUUGCUGUCUUGAGUGCGGGAAAUGUUUUGUACAAACAUCAGAUCUUGUCAGACAUCAGAGGUCUCACACGGGGGAGAAGCACUUUGGGUAA